UAUAUAUAUAACGAUCAGAAGUGUCCGAUUUGGUUGAAGCAGGUGUCGGUUUUAGUGAAAACGAUCCCCGGCCGGAAAAAAUCAAGUAUAGUUGUGAAGGUUAGGUGUUAUACUCGAAUAUCGGUUUAAUGGCUCCUCUUCAUCCUCCAACAACACCUUCUUCGAAAUCGAAUCAUAGUACGCCUUUUUCGUCUUCAAAAUCGAACCAUAGUAAUCAUCAAAUAAUAAAAACACCUCAUUCGAAAAAUCGUCUCAAUUUCAAUUCAAUGAAACCCUCCCCAAACCCUACUAGUUCUACUCUCGAUCACCCGGUAGAAGUUGUCGCCCGAAUAAGGGACUAUCCCGAUCGUAUACAGCACCUUUCUGUUUUGCAGCCUCAUGAAUUAGGAAUUAGAGUUAGAACGGAUAUCGGGUAUAGGGAUUUCACCCUAGAUGGUGUUUCUUUCUCUGAAAGCCAAGAUCUUGAUGGGUUUUAUAAGAGUUACAUACAAUCAAGAAUUGAAGGGGUAAAAAAGGGGGAUACCUGUACCAUUAUGACGUACGGCCCAACAGGAUCCGGGAAAUCCCAUACGAUGUUUGGUAGUUUCAAGCAGCAGCAAGAAGGGAUUGUUUACCAUUCGUUGAAGGAAAUUUUGGAUGAUCAACCGCAAAAUGCGGGUUUUGUCCAAGUUACUGUUCUGGAAAUCUACAACGAGGAAAUCUAUGAUCUAUUGUCUACUAACACCAACACAAAUACGGCUGGUUGGUCCAGAUCCAACAAUUCUUCCAAGGUUAAAUUAGAAGUAAUGGGAAAGAAGGCAAAGAAUGCCACUUUCAUCUCUGGAACCGAAGCAGGGAAGAUAUCCAAAGAGAUUCAGAAGGUUGAGAAGCGCAGAAUUAUUAAAAGCACCUUUUGCAAUGAAAGAAGCUCCAGGAGUCACUGCAUGAUAAUUCUUGAUGUGCCAACUGUGGGUGGACGCCUAAUGCUUGUCGACAUGGCUGGAUCUGAAAAUAUAGAACAAGCUGGUCAAGUUGGAUUCGAAGCCAAAAUGCAGACCGCAAAGAUCAAUCAGGGUAAUGUAGCAUUGAAGAGAGUGGUAGAGUCUAUUGCGAAUGGUGAUUCACAUGUUCCAUUCAGAGAUAGCAAGUUAACCAUGCUUUUGCAGGACUCAUUUGAAGAUGACAAGUCGAAGAUUCUUAUGAUUUUAUGUGCGAGCCCAGAUCCCAAGGAAAUGCAUAAAACGAUUUCAACACUGGAAUAUGGUGCAAAAGCCAAAUGCAUUGUGCGUGGACCUCAUACACCAAUUAAGGCAGAAGAUUCCUCUUCAUCAGAUGUGGUGUUGGGAUCAAGGAUUGCAGCGAUGGAUCAAUUCAUUAGCAAACUGCAAAUGGAGAAUAAGAUACGAGAGAAGGAGAAGCUUGAAGCUAAUAAACAGCUUUUGAAAAAAGAAGAAGAAAUUGCUGGUCUGAGGGCGAAACUUGCUGAGGCUGAAGAGAAGAAGAGUGAGGAGGAGAUUAAUAUUAAGGUUAAUAACAUGUUGAGGGAGGAACUGGAAAAGAAGAUACACGAGUGUCAAAAAAUGGCUGACCAGGUUGUUGAGAUGGAAAGGAGGAAAAUGGAACAGAAGAUGUUACAACAGCAGAAAGAACUUGAAGUUCUCAGGCGUCGUUUGGAGGAGAUCGAGUCUGAAUUAACUUGCUCCAACGAAAACAGGUAUAAAAAUGUCCCAUCGUCAUCUACGGAGGGAAGCAAUUUUGCAAAAAAACUGAUGGAUAUGUAUGCUGAUGAGGAUCCGGGGAUGGAGAAAUCCAUGGAUUUGGAUAAAUCAUUGGAUAUGGAGAUGGGUAAACGUGACCAUAAAGCUAAUAACAGCUCUAGCAUUCAGGCAAUUCUUGGUUACCCCUUUAUGGAGAAUCUGAAGAAUGAAGAAUAUGAGGAUAAUGUUUAUGUCCCAAGUUUAACAAGUAAAACUUAUUUGAGUACCGUGUUCGAGGAAGAUGAGGAGGAAGAACAAGAACAAACAGAGGAAGUGCAGAAAGAAGUCAUUGAGGAAAAGAGGGUAUAUUUAGAUUCAGUCAAGAAUUCUCCCACCCCUGCUCUUAAAUUCGAUAUCGAUUCCUUGUUAGCACCCUCUGACUCUGAGUGUACUGGUCAAGAUUCAGCCUCGUCUAGGCAUUUACGCAUCCAAAAUAUAUUUACACUCUGUGGAAAUUACAGAGAGCUUUCUCGCACAGCCACUCCAUUACCUGCUACUAACAAGAGUACUGAGAGUCCACUAGACAAGGCUGAAGUCAAACAGAGCCUGGUGGACAAAAUGACGAGCCAUGCUGUCUCUGAUUCGAAGGAAAACUGCAGCCCCUUGAGUUGUUCAAAUGACAAGACCGAUGUGGUGGAAGUUGUUGUGAAAUGGGAAGCUGCUUCGACUGAAAAUGGUGGGAAAGUUAUUACAACUGUGAGACUUGUAAAAGAUGCAACCCUAGCAGACUUAAGGAAGCUCAUUGAAAUCUAUCUUGCUGCUGAUAAUCAAGCUUUCACAUUUCUUGCACUUGGGGAGGACCCAACAUGUGCACCAGUGGCAAAAGAAGAGGAGGCAUGCAUGCUGGCAAGCAAACUCCCGACAUGCAGCACUGCCCAAAUGAAGAGGCAGUAUCUUGCUUGUCUACGUCCAGGAAAGAAACUUAGCUCAAAUCCUAUCCCAAUUACUUCUCUGGAACACAAGCUGCCAUUCAAUUCACCAGAAAAUAAGCUCCCGUUCACUUCUCUGGAAAACAAGCUCCCGUUUACUUCACUGGAAAACAAGCUCCCGUUCACUUCACUGGAAAACAAGCUCCCAUUCACUUCACUGGAAAACAAGGUUACAUCAGUUUCUUCCGAUUCCUUUUCACCUAACCUAGCUGCAUUACCGCAUUUUUAGGAAAAAGUUAACAUUCUUGUCUUUUGCCAAGUAUAUACAUUUAUGUACUCUCUCUUUUGGUGAAUCUUAUCUGAUGUUUAGCUGUAAGAUGCAUUGUUCAAAAAUCUGAUUCGGAUGAUGCUAAUAUGAAUUUGUUAUGGAUACUA
Molecule: messenger RNA, 3040 nt
Organism: Erigeron canadensis
Lineage: Eukaryota; Viridiplantae; Streptophyta; Magnoliopsida; Asterales; Asteraceae
Product: kinesin-like protein KIN-10A
Exons: 7
Coding region: 129-2894 (921 amino acids)
Biological process (GO): microtubule-based movement
Cellular component (GO): microtubule; kinesin complex
Molecular function (GO): ATP hydrolysis activity; microtubule binding; ATP binding
Source: RefSeq, a predicted model, not a curated record